Messenger RNA from Olea europaea var. sylvestris, 2444 nucleotides. RefSeq names its product bidirectional sugar transporter SWEET2-like. NCBI's taxonomy places the organism in Eukaryota, Viridiplantae, Streptophyta, Magnoliopsida, Lamiales, Oleaceae. The coding region runs from base 297 to 827 and encodes 176 amino acids. The transcript has 7 exons. Gene Ontology annotation, cellular component: membrane. Gene Ontology annotation, molecular function: sugar transmembrane transporter activity. The record is from RefSeq and is a predicted model, not a curated record. Gene Ontology annotation, biological process: carbohydrate transport.
CGGCACUGUUUAAACGAAAUACAAUGUGACUUGGUCGAAAUCUCAAUUAUGACUUCCCCAAUUGGGUCCACACCUUAUGGAAUGGGCAUAAUCCAUAGGACCAGUUGUCUUGACCCUCCCAACUGCUCCAGCUUAAAAACCACUAAAAUAUCAAUUCUGAGAAAUCAAAUUUUCUUUAUUAAGAUUAAUGUUUGAAGUUUGAUCUGACAAGGUUGGAAUGAUGUCUGAAGGUGGCUUAUUCUCAACUUAUUCAAUAUGCAGUUCUGCAGCUGGAAUUUUAGGUAAAAGAGCCAGCCAUGGAGAUUGGAGCAUGUUCAGCUAAGCCUAAAAAGAAAAAAAUGGAACCUCCUUGCUUUUGUGCUAUUUCAUCACCCAUAACGCCUAUCAUCUCUCCCAGCAUAAUUUUAAUUUUCACGGUCAAUUUUGUUGGAGCCAUUUUCCAGUUGAUUUACAUAAUCAUCUUCUUUGUGUACGGAGAUAGAACAAAAAAGGUGAAGAUGCUCGGCUUGUUACUCGCAGUUUUUUCAGCAUUUGGGGCCAUUGUUGUUAUGAGCAUUAAAGUUUUUGAACCACCUAAUCGUCAAUUGUUCGUUGGCUAUUUGUCCGUCUUUUCUCUCAUAUCCAUGUUUGCUUCUCCGCUAUUCAUUAUUGAUUUGGUUAUUAGAACAAAGAGCGUCGAAUACAUGCCAUUUUACCUCUCACUGGCGACCUUUUUGAUGAGUCUUUCUUUCUUCGCAUACAGAAUGUUCAAGCAGGAUCCAUUUAUUUCUGUAAGUGUGAACUUAACUAUCCCUCAUUGCAUACUGUACUUCGGAGUUAUUGUGUAAUUAUUUGUUGCUUCUUGGCAGUAAGAUGUAAAAGAAGCUAAUAUCGUAUUUAGGCCAUGUUCGACACCAAUUAUUUGAAAAACUAAAGAGUUUUGAAUAGUAUUUUUGGAGAAUGUGCAGUCCAAAAGUAAGGAACUUUAUUAGUUUGUGUGUAGAAUAUUUUAUUAUGUGAAUGUAUGGUGGAGAAUGAUACUGUAGCAAACAGUUUAAAUUUUGAGAGGUCGUCAGACAAGGGCUUAUUGUUAUGAACAAUGGUCAUGUGUUGCUGCAGGUUUUCACCAUAAUGGGGGAAGACAAAAUCAAGUUUUCCUCACUAUUUAAUGCAGACAAGUAUAUACAUGUAAAAAUAUCCAAUGGACCCCUAUAAAAAAUUGCAGUCGAGAAGAUAGGUGUAGAGUAUGAUUAGGCUCUACCUAGUGUAUUGUUUUUCAAGUCUCAACCACUUCUUCAAAGGCACCUCUUUUCUAUAGCAUAUCAUAAAAAAUUGUCCAAUAGAACCCUAUAAGAAAUAAAAAUUGCGGUCAAGAAGACUAGUGUAAAGUAUUAUAAUGAGGCUCCACAUGGUCCACACAUCACAGGAAAGAGCAUUCACGCUGAUGCAACAAUUGAAUUACAUUCGCAAGUCUUCAGAUACAUCAUUUGAUACCUAUAUCAAAGAGUUUAAACGUAUUGUUGAUUGCCUUGCUGUCGUCGGAAAGUCCAUUUCUGACAAGGAAAAGGUCUUCUUCCUCUUAAAUGCCUUAGGUGCUUAGUAUGAGCCCUUUGUAUCCUCAAUGCUUAAACCACCCACUCCAGGUUACAGUGAGGUAAUUUCUCUGUUGCAAGCCUUUGAAAUUCGCACUAGUAGUAAUGCACAUACCACUAGCAUCUAUGCCACUUUCUCAGCCGACAAAAUAGAGCCAAGACAAAUAAAGGUGGCUCAUAUGGCAAUAGCAAAUUCAGCCAUGGCAAAGGUAAGGGUCUGAUGCAUUAUAAGAGCCAAAUACACGAUGAUGUACCUCCUACAAAAAAAAUGCAUCCAAAAAUUCGGUACAGUCUAAUAUAUCAAAUGUUCGUUGCCAAAUUUGUAAGAAAUAUGGGCAUGAUGCCUCUGUAUGUUGGUACCGCUACGAUCAAUCUAAUGGUGACACCGUUGAUCACGAAGCCCUUGUUGCUCUACAAAUUCGUGAUGCCAUUGAAGAUCGAGAAUGGACAGCUGACACUAGUGCCUCAUCCCACAGGACCUCCAAUGUAGGAAAAGGGGACAAACAAGAUUCUGCUAAGAGGAGUCAAGAGGGGUAACUUAUAUACCAUCAAGGCAUCACUGGAGGCUCAAUGUUCUGCGCGUUUCCAGGCGAUGGACAGUGUAGUUUGGCAUCAAUAACCUGGUCACCCCCAACCUAUUGUUGUUCAAGCUUUGCGUUCAAAAGGUUUUUUCCAUGUGCGAGGAAAAAAUAAAUUUAGGAUUUGUGAAAGUUGUGAAAUCGGUAAACUUAGCAAAUUACCUUUUAAACCUCGUUUUAAUAAUGAUUUUGGACUUUUUGAAAAAUUCAUUGUGAUCUUUGGGGACCAUCCCCCACUUUAUCUACUGAUAAAUUCUUAUAAUAUACAUGUAUUUUUGAUGAUUAUAGUAGAUAU